AUGCGUUUCUCGUGGCUUGUCCUGGCUCCUCUCGUCUCGGCUCUCAUGCUGCCAUCGACUCCUUUGCCCACGCCCCCGACUCUGCCCGGGACGUUGAACAGACGACAAGACACGACGGUCUCUUCCGCAGCAUCAGCCGUCCCGACGGGCAACUUCAUCACGACCAAGCACAUCAUCAUCCCCGGCGUAACCAACAGUCACGUCAACAUCCCCGCCAAGACCAUCGACCUCGCCCUUCCGACGUGCAUCCAGACCAUCGAGCCGGACGCCAACGGCUACGUCCCGCCCGGCGAGUGCGGCGCCAUCUGGAACUACUAUCCCAGCUUCGCGGCGGCCAUGGUGUUCGCGGUGCUCUUUGGCGCCCUAACUGCCAUCCACAUAUGGCAGGCCGCCAGGCACAAAAAGAGAUGGUGCUGGGUUAUCAUCAUGGCGGGCAUAUGGGAGACGCUGGCAUUCGUCUUCCGAGCCGCGAGCAGCAGGGACCAGCAAAGUGACGGCCUCUACCUCGUCUUCCAGAUCUUUAUCCUGCUGGCGCCCAUCUGGGUCAACGCGUUCGCAUACAUGACCCUCGGCCGCAUGAUCUACUUCUACCACCCGUUGCGUUCCCUCCUGCACAUCCCGGCCUCGACCUUUGCCGCACUCUUCGUGGCCCUCGACAUCGUAUCCUUCGCCAUCCAGCUCGCCGGCGGCUCCAUGGCUGGACCGACGACGCCGCCGGCGGAGCAGAUGAAGGCCAUCCACAUCUACAUGGGCGGCAUCGCCCUCCAGGAGUUCUUCAUCCUCAUCUUCGUCGGGCUGACGGUGAAGUUUCAGUUCGAGCUGCGCAGGACGGACGGGCUCGUCGGGGUGCCGCCGCGGCGCUCGUGGAAGCCGCUCGUGUGGGCGCUGUAUGUGUCCCUGGGAAUGAUCACCGUCCGGAUCAUCUACCGCCUCGUCGAGUUCUCGUCCGGCCACGGCCUCGAAAACGCCCUCAUCACCCACGAGGCGUACUUUUACGCCCUGGAAGCCCUGCCGAUGCUUCUCGCCAUCGCCGUAUUCAACGUGGUGCAUCCUGCGGCUUUCAUGAACGGCCCGGGCUCGGACAUGCCCGGGCUCGUCUCGACGAUCAAAGGCCGUUUUGCGAAGAACAGAGGGAGGAUCCCGUUGAAGGAGAACGUGGAGGAGCAGGAGCUCACUAGAAGGAGGUUCCCGAGUCCUUGA
Molecule: messenger RNA, 1200 nt
Organism: Colletotrichum destructivum
Lineage: Eukaryota; Fungi; Ascomycota; Sordariomycetes; Glomerellales; Glomerellaceae
Product: Putative RTA-like protein
Exons: 3
Coding region: 1-1200 (399 amino acids)
Cellular component (GO): membrane
Source: RefSeq, a predicted model, not a curated record